AUGGAGUUGCAAGCAUAUAGUAAUAAGAAGCACUUGCAUUCAUUCUUGGAUUACUAUGAUAUACCAUACAAAGUUGUGGAGGUGAAUCCAUUUAGUAAGAAGGAGAUCAAAUGGUCUGAUUAUAAGAAGGUGCCGAUAUUGAUGGUGGAUGGUGAAUCACUGGUAGAUUCGUCAGCUAUUAUUGAUCAGAUGGGGAACAGGAUCAUUCCUGUGAAAUCUUCGUCAGCGCUCUCAAAUGAUGAUGAAGAGAAGAAGUGGCGCAGGUGGGUUGAUGAUCAUUUGGUUCAUAUGCUAUCACCAAACAUCUAUCGGAACACUUCUGAGGCUCUGGAAUCCUUUGACUAUAUUGCUAACAACGGUAACUUCAGCCUCUCAGAGAAAUAUGCAGUGAAAUAUGCUGGGGCUGCUGCUAUGUAUUUUGUGUCCAAGAAACUGAAGAAAAAGUAUAACAUUACUGAUGAAAGAGCAGCCUUGUAUGAAGCUGCAGAAACUUGGGUCAACGCACUUGACGGCAGAGAGUUUUUAGGAGGAUUGAAGCCUAAUUUGGGCGAUCUAGCUGUGUUUGGGGUGCUGAGACCUAUUCGAUAUCUAAGGUCAGGUAAAGAUAUGGUGGAGCACACGAGAAUUGGGGAGUGGUACUCAAGAAUGGAGAGUGCGGUUGGAGAAUCCUCUAGGAUAAAGGCAUAGAAGUCCAAGACUAACUAUUUUAGCAACAGGCAAGAACCAACCAAAGUUAUUCAUGUAGUUGUUUAAUUCUAAUCACACAUGCAUACAAUGAAAGACAGCAAUGUCUGAUUCUGAUCUACAAUCUGGAUGGAUUUGGUUGCUUCUCUUCCUCUUCCUCUUCUAGGGAUUGGAUACAAUUUUGCAUUUGGAAUUCAACUUUUAUUACUCAUGGAAUACAAGCACUGAG
Molecule: messenger RNA, 913 nt
Organism: Cynara cardunculus var. scolymus (artichoke)
Lineage: Eukaryota; Viridiplantae; Streptophyta; Magnoliopsida; Asterales; Asteraceae
Product: prostaglandin E synthase 2-like
Exons: 6
Coding region: 1-687 (228 amino acids)
Cellular component (GO): mitochondrion
Molecular function (GO): prostaglandin-E synthase activity
Source: RefSeq, a predicted model, not a curated record